AUGGGCUCCUUAGCUGACAAGAACCUUACGCUCCUGACGAGAUGGUAUAUUGAUACCCGUUCUCUGACAGAGUCCACAUCGUCUCUGCCGUUACUGGAGACCCUCCAACCUUCGGACCAAGAGGCCGUCAAGAAGUUCUAUCACCUCAAGGAUAGACACAUGUCACUCGCCUCAAACCUACUCAAGUACUUCUUUAUCCACCGCUCCUGCCGCAUCCCAUGGACCGAAAUCAGCAUCAGUCGAACACCAGCACCGCACCGCCGUCCCUGUUUCAUCCCCUCCCCAGCACUGGCAGAGCGGACCGGCUACCCCAUCCCCAGCAUCGAGUUUAACGUAAGCCACCAGGCAUCCCUGAUAGCCAUCGCCGGGACGAUUCUCCCAGACCCUGAGACCUCAUCAACCGCCACAGCCGCCGUAUUCACAAACCCGGACCCCUCAGCAACGCCAGCGCCGUCCGUACCCCAGGUGGGCAUUGACAUUACGUGCGUCGAUGAGCGGCGUGGCCCAGCAAGCUCCGCCCCAUCCACUCGCAAGGAACUAGCAGAGUACAUCGACAUUUUCUCCGAGGUAUUUUCCGCGCGCGAGCUGGCGACAAUCAAGGACCUGGGCGGGCGAUUCGCCGCGCAUGACGGCGUUCGAGAGAAAGAGGCGGUCGAGUAUGGCUCCCGCUUGUUCUAUACGUACUGGGCGCUCAAGGAGGCAUAUAUCAAGAUGACGGGCGAGGCGCUUCUGGCGCCGUGGCUGCGGGAGCUGGAGUUCACGGAUGUUGUUGCGCCAGAACCGCCGGCGCAGGCUAGUGAGGGGUGGGGCGAGCCGUACACGGGAAUCAAGACUUGGCUGUAUGGGAAGAGGGUGGAGGAUGUGCGGAUUGAGGUUGUUGCGUUUCAGAAGGAUUACCUUUUUGCGACGGCGGCUAGAGGGGGUGGGCUCGGGGCUGGGAGUGAGCAGGUUCCUGCUGAUCCGUGGCAACAUCUGGAGAGUAUCGAUAUUGAGAAGGAUAUCGGGCCUUGUGCGACGAAGACUUGCCAAUGUUUGAAGACGUAG
Aspergillus clavatus NRRL 1 is the source of this 1044-nucleotide messenger RNA. RefSeq names its product 4'-phosphopantetheinyl transferase family protein. The transcript has a single exon. The record is from RefSeq and is a predicted model, not a curated record. Lineage: Eukaryota; Fungi; Ascomycota; Eurotiomycetes; Eurotiales; Aspergillaceae. Gene Ontology annotation, cellular component: cytosol. Gene Ontology annotation, molecular function: magnesium ion binding; holo-[acyl-carrier-protein] synthase activity. The coding region runs from base 1 to 1044 and encodes 347 amino acids.